Messenger RNA from Malassezia japonica, 684 nucleotides. RefSeq lists its product as uncharacterized. Gene Ontology annotation, cellular component: cytoplasm. The record is from RefSeq and is a predicted model, not a curated record. Gene Ontology annotation, molecular function: orotate phosphoribosyltransferase activity. Lineage: Eukaryota; Fungi; Basidiomycota; Malasseziomycetes; Malasseziales; Malasseziaceae. Gene Ontology annotation, biological process: pyrimidine ribonucleoside biosynthetic process; 'de novo' pyrimidine nucleobase biosynthetic process; pyrimidine nucleotide biosynthetic process. The transcript has 2 exons. The coding region runs from base 1 to 684 and encodes 227 amino acids.
AUGGCCACGGACGAGACGCUGAAGCCCUACCAGUCGGAGUACAUCGAAAAUGCCCUGAAGUGGGAUAUCCUCCGCUUCGGUGGUCCCUUCACUCUCAAGUCGGGCCGCAAGUCGCCCUACUUCUUCAAUGCUGGCCUGUUCAACUCUGGCAUGAAGCUGCAGAUGGUGGCCGAGUGCUACGCCAACCGCAUUGUCGACAGCGGUGUUGAGUUCGACGUGCUCUUUGGUCCUGCGUACAAAGGUAUCCCCCUUGUCGCUGCGACCGCGCUGGCGCUUGCCAAGAACCACGGCCGCGAUGUGUCGUUUUGUUUCAACCGUAAGGAGGCCAAGACGCACGGCGAAGGUGGUAACCUUGUCGGAGCUCCUCUCAAAGGCCGCGUGCUUGUCGUCGACGACGUGAUCACGGCCGGCACGGCGAUUAACGAGGCGGUCGACAUCAUCAACGCGCAGCCUGAUGCGAAGCUCGAGGGCGUCGUUAUCGCGCUGGACCGGCAGGAGCGUGCUACCGAGGACAGCCCGGAGAGCGCGAUCAUGCAGGUGGAGAAGCGCCUGGGUGUCAAGGUGUACAGUGUGGUGACGCUCGGCCAGAUCAUCAAGCACAUGGAAGUGACGCGCGGUGAUGAGGCUCGCAAGGACAUCGAUAGCAUGCGCGAGUACCGUGAGCGGUACGGCUGCAGCGCCUAA